Molecule: messenger RNA, 1533 nt
Organism: Scheffersomyces amazonensis
Lineage: Eukaryota; Fungi; Ascomycota; Pichiomycetes; Serinales; Debaryomycetaceae
Product: TFIIH complex kinase subunit
Exons: 1
Coding region: 284-1441 (385 amino acids)
Biological process (GO): regulation of cyclin-dependent protein serine/threonine kinase activity; regulation of transcription by RNA polymerase II
Cellular component (GO): transcription factor TFIIK complex; nucleus
Molecular function (GO): cyclin-dependent protein serine/threonine kinase regulator activity
Source: RefSeq, a predicted model, not a curated record
UUGUAGAUCAAGAACUACUAAACAUAUAAAAAUUAUUCUAAUUCAAGUCAUAUAACCCAAACCUCUAUUCUUCUUAACAAAUUGAUUAUCGACAAGUAUUCCCUAGUUACACAAGUUAAGCCUUUGUCAUUAUAUGAUAAGUUGAUUAAAUAGAGGUAUUACUCUGGUUGUGUGCAGUCCCCUACAAAAUUGAAAAGUUAUAUAUUUCAAAUUGAAUCGAAGCUUGUAAAGGUGAAGAUCAAGAAAAUAGAUUAAAGAAAAUUAAAUAGGAGGCUGAAGAAUAAUGACAGAACAGGAGAAGGAGCUGGAAAAUGGGAGGACUGAAGAAGUUCCUAAGAAACAAUACAUAUCUAAUGAUGAUUUAUAUAGGCGAUCGAGUCAAUUUGAACUAUGGUCUUUCACACAAGAAUCAUUAGAAGCCAAGAAGAAACAAGCAAAUGAAAUAGGAAGAAGAAUUGCUAAACAACGAUUUGACGAGGCAUAUAAUAAGCUUAAACAAGAAAAUCCUACAAUUUUUGAAAUUCAUAAACAAGAAUUAGAUGCUAAUAAUUUAAUAACUUUAUUAAGUCAUGAAGAAGAAACUAAAUUUAUUCAUGCUUAUUGUCAAAAUAUCGUUCAAACAGCUGAUUAUUUUAGAAUGCCAACUCAAGUUAAACUAACGGCCAUAUCAUUAUUUAAGAAAUUUUAUCUUGAGAAUUCUAUAAUGGAAUAUCAUCCAAAAAAUAUUAUGUAUACUAGUGUAUUCUUAGCUGCUAAACUGGAAAAUUAUUUUAUUACUAUUGAAUCAUUUAUUCUGAGAUUAAAAGAUGUUAAACAAGAAGAUAUUCUUGAUUUAGAAUUUAAAAUUCUUGAAAGUUUGAAAUUUACUUUACUUGUUCACCAUGCUUUCCGUCCAUUAUAUGGAUUUUUCCUUGAUUUUCAAGCUAUUUUAUUACAUCCUAGUCCUGUUAUGUAUGAUGUAUCAAUUGAUACAUUAGGUUCAUUAUAUGAUAGAGCUAAAAAAUGGUUAAAUGAAUAUGCCAUACUAAGUGAUGUGGCAUUCUUAUUUACUCCUCCACAAAUUGCUCUUGCUGCAAUGUAUGCUAUUGAUAGAAGAAUUACAGAAAGAUACCUUAAAGAAAAAUUCUUAGAUGAUCAUACUGUUAAUUUAGAAUCAAUACCUGAACAUAAUGAUGAUGUCAAAGAAGAAGAUAAAGACAAUGAAGCUUUGAAGGCAUCAAAUGAAUCCAGCAAUCAACGAGAAUACUGUAUAACACUUAUAAGAACAAUAAGAAAAUGUAUCAAAUUAUCGAAACUUGAUAAUCCAACUCCAGAAGAGAGCAAAGAAAUAGGGAAGAGAUGUAAGGCUGCAUUAAACCCUGAUAAAGUUAUAGAAAGAAGAGUCAAGAAAUUAGCUGCGCCUACCACUACUACCACUAAUACCACUACAACAACAACUUAGUAAUAUCAAGAUAUGAUAUGUAUGGCUGUGUAGCAUGUAGUUAUGUAUAUAUUUUAGUAUGUACUUGCUAUCAAUUAAUUGUGACGCACUAU